AGAGCAGCCGCGCCACACACACAUCCAGUCCACAUUUCCAGAGGAGCGCGACUCUCCGACAGUCUCCAGUCGAGCUCUGGUAACCGGACAAGCGGAGCAGGACACGUCCCGCUGCCCGGGACACGCCGAUCAGAACUGACCCGCCGGGACCCGCUGUGCUCUCUGCUCCCCGGGACGUCACCUCUCACACACACACACACACACACACACAAACACACACAAAUAGCUCAUAUAGGAUACAAGUUAUUUUUACAGCAGCACCACCGGAGAUCCUGGAUGAUGGGUUCAGUCCCGGCGAUAUCUGUCCUCGUCCUGGGCAUCGUGGUUCCAGCGCUGUCCGGCUACAUCGAGGCACUAGCAGCCAAUGCGGGCACAGGGUUUGCCGUGGCUGAGCCGCAGGUGGCGAUGUUCUGCGGAAAGCUCAACAUGCACGUCAACAUUCAGACCGGCCGCUGGGAGCCCGACCCGUCCGGAGCCAAGAGCUGCGUAGGAACUAAAGAGGGUGUGCUGCAGUACUGCCAGGAGAUGUAUCCCGAGCUCCAAAUCACAAACGUGGUGGAGGCCAACCAGCCAAUUCGUAUUGAGAACUGGUGCAAGAAGGAGAAGGAAGUGUGCAAAGGCCACGCCCACAUCGUGGUGCCUUAUAAAUGCUUAGUGGGCGAGUUCGUGAGCGACGUGCUUCUGGUGCCAGAGAAGUGCAAGUUCUUCCACAAGGAGCGUAUGGACAUGUGCGUCAGCCACCAGCAGUGGCACGGCGUUGCCAAAGAGGCCUGUGCCAAGAGCUCCAUGGUGCUGCACAGCUACGACAUUAUGUUGCCCUGUGGCAUCGACAAGUUCAAGGGCACGGAGUACGUGUGCUGCCCCUCCUACCGCAUCGCAGAGUCCGCCCCGCCCUCCCUGCCCUCCCAGGAGGACGACGACGACGACGACGACGACGAGGAGGAGGAGGUAGAGGAUGAGGAGAUUGACGAGGCCGACCUGGACGAGGAGGAUGCCGUAGAGGACAGUGAAACGGCGCCCGACGAGCAGCCCACACAAAAGGAGGAGCCACUGGACGGGGACGAAGACGGGGAGGAGGAGGAGGAGGAUGAGGAGGAGUACCACUACGUCUACGAGGACGAGGAGGUGGACAGGGAGGACGAGGAUGAGAAGAAGGACGGCAGUAAAAUGUCAGAGAGCCAAGAUGAGGACAAGACUCUGCAGGAAGUGAAAGCGGUGUGCACCCUGGAGGCUGAGACCGGCCCCUGCCGCGCCUCCAUGCCCCGCUGGCACUUCGACAUGGGCCAGGGGAAGUGUGCGCGCUUCAUAUACGGGGGCUGUGCCGGCAACCGCAACAAUUUCGACUCAGAGGAGUACUGCAUGGCCGUGUGCAAGCGCCUGACCGUGCCCCCGACCCCUCAGCCCACCGACGAUGUGGACAUCUACUUUGAGACCCCGGCCGACGACAAGGAGCACAGUCGCUUCCAGAGGGCCAAGGAGCAGCUGGAGAUCAGGCACCGCAAUCGCAUGGAGAGGGUAAGAAAGGAAUGGGAAGAGGCUGAUCGCCAGGCUAAGAACCUGCCCAAGGCUGAGAGGCAGACACUGAUCCAGCACUUCCAAGCCAUGGUGGAGUCCCUGGAGGAGGAGGCAGCCAGUGAGAAGCAGCAGCUGGUGGAGACUCACCUCGCCCGGGUGGAGGCCAUGCUGAAUGACCGGCGCCGUCUGGCCCUGGAGAACUACCUGGCUGCACUGCAGGCCGACCCCCCCAGGCCUCACCGCAUCCUACAGGCCCUGAGACGGUACGUCCGUGCGGAGAACAAGGACCGCCAGCACACCAUCCGACACUACCAGCAUGUCCUGGCUGUGGAUCCAGAGAAGGCAGCUCAGAUGAAGUCGCAGGUGAUGACCCACCUGCGUGUGAUCGAGGAGAGGAUGAAUCAGAGUCUGUCUCUGCUCUACAAAGUACCUUACGUGGCCGAGGAGAUUCAGGAUGAAAUUGACGAGCUACUCCAGGAGCAGAAAGCUGACAUGGACCAGUUCCUGUCGUCAAUCUCUGAAUCACAGCCGGAUGUCACCGUGUCGUCGGAGGAGAGCGUGGAGGUCCCCAUGUCCGAGGGCAAACCCUACCGGCCCUUCCAGGUCACAUCCUUGGGGUCCCGCCCAGAGCCUGAGGGCGAUCUAUCAGACUCCCCACGUGCCUUCAAGAAAGGCUCCGCCAUGUCUGGUUUGGACGGUCUGAUCGGCGCUGAGGAGAGAAUCAUCAACAGCAAACCCAAGAUCGGCACCAACGUGGUGAUUGAUGAGUCUCUGGAUGUUAAAGAAGUGGUUUACAGUGCAGAGAGAGUCAGCGUUAUGCAUGAUGAUGAGCUGGAGUCCUACCGCCCCCUGGGAGAGGAUUUCAGCUUCGGGAGCAGUGCACUGAUUGGCUUGCUGGUGAUCGCGGUGGCCAUAGCAACUGUGAUUGUGAUCAGUCUGGUGCUUUUGAGGAAGAGGCAAUACGGCACCAUCAGUCACGGCAUCGUGGAGGUUGACCCCAUGCUGACACCAGAGGAGCGUCACCUCAACAAGAUGCAGAACCAUGGCUACGAAAACCCCACCUACAAAUAUCUGGAGCAGAUGCAGAUCUAAACCAGAGCCACAAGGGGGCGCAGUGGAGUCUGACAGAACUGCAACCUAGGGGGAACAUACUACUGACCAAUAACACAUGAUGCUAUUGUUACAAUUCUUUGCAUACAUCCAAACUCCAUUUACUGGUUUGUUCAAAACAAUCCAUAAUAAUGCUACUACUUCUACUACUGCUACUAUUGUACUAUAGAGCUCUUUUUGAUCAUGUUUCUUUUUUGAAAAGGUGAUGUAUCUGCCAUUUUGCAUUUCAGAAAAUGUGAUUCUGCAGAUUUCUCUGUAAUUAUCAAGACAACUAUCUCAGAUCAAGAUGUAUAACAUUUCUUCAGACAUUUUCUUUAUUUUUUAAAGUGAAAGGCGAAUCAAGCGAAAUCUUUAACAUUUUUGAGUAGCCGUCAUCAAACCGCCAUGGCAGACUGUAAACUUUUUCGUUUUCCACCACGCAAGUGUCAUCCAAGCAGUUUCUGAUGGUUUUCCUCGAAAAAUAAAUUGGUGUUUUAUUUUGUUAUUCUUCCUCUCAAUAGAUUGCUUGUAUAUGAAGGUUCUUUGUACCAAUUAAAAUGUAUAGUGAAACAACAAAUGAGAAAAAAAGGAAAUCAUGAAUCAUUUACUUUCUGUUCUUUGUUACGAUAACAGACAAAAUAUACAUAUACAGUUUAAAUAUAUAUAUAUAUAUAUCUAUAUAUAUAUAGAUAUAUAUAUAUCUAUAUAUAUAUAGAUAUAUAUAUAUACAUAUAUGAGAGUAGAUGUUUUUAUUCCACCUUUUUUUCCCCCAGGGAAGAGGUUAUGAGUUUGUUUAGGGUUCUUAUCUCAGUGGUCAUGAGAUGUGUUUGCAGGCACACUGUAUGAGAGAGUCGGCGGAGGUAAAGGUGUGCACAGGCCCCCAGCUCAACACAUCACACAGAACCUGCUCUGGACCCUUACAAAGUGAAUGUGAUUAUACAGUAUAUCCCAUGCUACACACACACACACCACCUUAUAUUAAUAGGGAAACGGUAUAAAUCAAUAGAUUAAGAAAAUACCAUGUGUUACAUAGUGAAUGUACUGUGGAAGCUUUUUUUUCCGUACUAUGUAUCUGACAGGCUCCCUUGAUUUCAGUGCAGUAUCACAUACUGUGACAGUGUGCGGUGGUGCAUUUUUGUGUGUGUGUGCAAAUCAUCUAAAGUAAAACCCGAUCACUAGAAAAGCUAGUCACAAAAAAAAAAUGUGUGAAUGGUGUACGCACGUUUUUUGGAGCAACUGUUAGCUUUGCUGGUCAUCAAGCGUGAAACAGUCCGAUAAAUCAAAAACGGGGCCGGCCCAGACGCACAAACAGAAUGAGCAGCUGACCAGGGGGAACCCCGAAUGAAGUGGAAAUGUACAUUGUGUUGUAUUGAGGGCGCCUGUAGCUAAUAAAGGGUAUCUCAACAAUUUCUAAACGAGCAAAUUUGGGGAUUGUGAUAAAUUUCCCACUCAAGGUUUUGGGGUUUGGCUAUACCCAGGCGGGCUUGGGCCGGCCCUGGACCAAAGCCACCUGUAGGCGACUUGGAGCUGGAGGGCUGUGCAGGCAAACAGAGACACACAGAAAAGACAAGGCUUGGAGAGCCGGUUUCUAGACAGAAAGAAAAAGAAAGAUAACUUGUGCAUAUUUACAGGAAGAGAAUGACACAAACGAGUAAAGUGAAUCCUAGAGUCCUCUUCUCUCUCUCUCUCUCUCUCUCUCUUAGUAUUGUCUUUGUAUGCCUGUAUAGUUGAUGUUGCAAUCAUGGCUUUUUUUCUGGAGGAUUACCUGUGGUGUGCAUUGUUCUUAUAUGAAAUGAUAUGAUAUAUAUUUUUAAGUUUGUUUUCUUGUUCACUAUAUUCUUUUCCUCUUCCUGUGACAGUAUCUCUGUAUGUGACUGUCUCACUAUGCACCCAAACUGGCUUCAAUCUUGUAACUGCUUGCUUGAUUGUGGGAGGGGGACCGGGACCUAAUAUAAUAUAAAUACUAGUGAUUUCUUUUUUUUUAAGAAAAUGAUUGACACCAAUGGAAACAGAUUCAUGGUUACAGGGGGGGGUAAAAACAUCAAUAAAGUCACAACUUCCAUA
Scophthalmus maximus (turbot) is the source of this 4668-nucleotide messenger RNA. RefSeq names its product amyloid beta (A4) precursor-like protein 2 (gene aplp2). Gene Ontology annotation, molecular function: serine-type endopeptidase inhibitor activity; heparin binding; transition metal ion binding. Lineage: Eukaryota; Metazoa; Chordata; Actinopteri; Pleuronectiformes; Scophthalmidae. The transcript has 18 exons. The record is from RefSeq and is a predicted model, not a curated record. The coding region runs from base 277 to 2607 and encodes 776 amino acids. Gene Ontology annotation, cellular component: membrane. Gene Ontology annotation, biological process: axonogenesis; central nervous system development.